Zeugodacus cucurbitae (melon fly) is the source of this 5713-nucleotide messenger RNA. It is a transcript of the gene Rnf146, whose product is annotated as E3 ubiquitin-protein ligase rnf146. Gene Ontology annotation, molecular function: poly-ADP-D-ribose binding; ubiquitin protein ligase activity; zinc ion binding. The record is from RefSeq and is a predicted model, not a curated record. Gene Ontology annotation, biological process: ubiquitin-dependent protein catabolic process; Wnt signaling pathway. The transcript has 3 exons. Lineage: Eukaryota; Metazoa; Arthropoda; Insecta; Diptera; Tephritidae. Gene Ontology annotation, cellular component: nucleus; cytoplasm. The coding region runs from base 246 to 1766 and encodes 506 amino acids.
AACAUCAAAAUAAUUCUUGUUUCCUCACAUUUGAUGAUAAAUUAAUUGUGCUGUCUGCCUUUUGUCGGAAACAAUAAACGUUGUGUGGUAGUGGACGCGCUGCGAAGUAUAGCAAAGAAUACUAAAAGUUAUAAGUUAACGUGUACAAAACCGAAAAAAAACAUUGUGUGAAAUAUUUUCGCAAUUGUUUAGCAAUAAAAAUUGGAAAGUUGUGCUUUAAUUAAGUGAGCGUGUAGAUUUUAUGAAUGGAGCAAAGUGAAGAAGUAAACGACAAUCUGGAGCACGGCAGCAACGCCAUAGCGUCUGUUUCCAGAGUGUUGGCAAUGCGCGACGACGUCAAUGCAGCAGUAAUUGUGCCAUUCGAGGUUGAAUCGAAUUCGCAAUUGCCUACUACGUCAGUGUCUGCAACAUCAAGUGCAACAACAGCAACAACAAUUGCAGACAAUGCUACUGCAGCUGAUGCCGUAAUCGAUCUAUGCAAUACCAGCCAAACACCUUCUACAUCCAAGACAGCUGCUGCUGCGGCAGUCAUUAAUUUAGAUAGCAGUCAGGAGGAGGAGCAAUCACAUAGUGAUGAGGAUGUUGCAGGACCUUCAGUCACAAUCGAGUGCCCAAUAUGCCUUCAAACAUGUAUACACCCAGCCCGUCUGCCAUGUGGGCAUAUCUUUUGUUUCCUAUGCGUGAAAGGCGUGGCCUACAAAAAUCGUCGCUGUGCUAUGUGUAGACGUGAAAUACCGCCUGAAUUUCUAGACCAUCCCGAUUUGGUGAAUGGCAUCGAUGAUAUUUGCGCAACAAAAUCCACCGAAGAUGGUUAUCAGUGGUUCUAUGAGGGACGUAAUGGUUGGUGGCAGUACGAUGAUCGUACCAGUCAGGAUAUUGAGGAGGCUUUUAAGAAGGGCGAAAAGUCCUGCAUCAUAUUAGUGGCUGGUUAUGUCUAUGUAGUCGAUCUGGAGACGAUGGUACAACAGCGUCAAAAUGAGCCAAGUCGUUGCCGACGCGUUAAACGUGAUCUGGCUACAAUACCCAAAAAAGGUGUAGCAGGUCUACGCAUUGAGGGCAACACUGUCAUCACCGAUUCAAAUUUCGCCUCACAAAUCUAUCAGCAACAGCAACAAAGUAUCAGUGUGGGACUCGGUGCUGCCAAUACGCCAACAGAUUCCGUUUCCGAUCUCAGUUUACCACUAAAUUAUUAUAGCAUGCGACAUCCGGCCAAUGCUAGUGAUUUCAUCUCGACAAUUGCUGCCACCGAUGCCGCUAUACGCAUAGCCAGCGAUAUAAUCGGCUCUACAUUGGCGCAUGCCGAUGAAUUGUCGCGCAACACAGCGGCUGUGGCGGCCGCCGCAAACGCACAACAACAACAGCAGCAACACACAGACGAUGCAAAUGCCGUGCAACGUAUGAGUGGUGAGAAUACAGGGAAUUACAGUGGCAGUGGCUAUGCAACGGCGGUUAAUAGCACAGCCGGCACAACCACGUCAUCGAGCCAUUUGACGAGUGUCGGUAGCGGCGGCGGCGGCAGUGGCAGUGUUGCCGCUGCGGCGCUUGUAGCGCAUGGUAGUCGCGAGUUGCUUGACGCAGCUGAAGAUCUGCUGGAUGCGACACAGAAUGUGAUCUCCGAAGCGGAUCAGCAGACAAUCGAUCUGUUUGAGCAGACAUUGAACGAUUUCCAUGCGUUGACAUUACGCAACCUCAUCGACUCGGACAGUGACGAGGAGAAUGGUGGUGACGUGGACGGCCGUUAUGCGCAGCGUCAUAUACGUUUCUAGAAGUGCGCGACGCGUAAUGAAUUAGACACAAUUGAGCGCAAUCGCACACACACACAUACAUUAAAGACACACAAAAACAAAAUUAGUAACAAACUUAUGUACAUAUGUAUGUUUGUUAUUGUUGUUUAGGGAAGUGUGCAUUUACAUUAAAAGUAUUCGGCUGCGUGUGUUGUACAGCCGCCUAGUAUAACGGAACCGACAUAUAAUCAUAAUAGUUACACCUUCGUUUGUAUGUAUGUAUGUGCCUGUAUGUUAAAUACUUACAAUCACUUGAAAACGGUAAAUGCUAAGAUCGCUUAACUUACUUAAAAAUAACUUAAAAGCAUACUAACACACUAUAAAUAAGCGCAAAUUAUUGUUAGUGUAGGAAAAUAGCUAUUAAAUAUAGUAUACGUAGUGCAGAGACGACAUUAAAAACUGUAAGUUAUGUACCUGGUAAACGCAAAUCUAUAAAUUCUAUAAGAGCCUACAGUUUCCAAGUUAGGUUGUUCUAGUUUAGUGAAAAUCACAAAUGAAAGGUAUAACUGAAAUAAUAACUGAAAAAAAAUAUUUAAGAAAUACAAAAACUACAAGCAAACCAUGCAAACCAUGCAAAGUUAGUACGAAAAAGCACUACAGUUAAUUUUAAUGUGACUUGCCAAAUAGUGAAGUAUGGAAAAAAGCUCAUUAAAAAAUAUUCUAAAUACAUAUAUAGCUAACGACUAAAUAUAAUCCUAUAUAGUAUAUACAGUUGAACUUUCAUAACUCGAACUUUCAUAAACUCUUGAAUUGGCAAUAGAAGUCAAAUUUCAUACAAAUUACCUUCCGUAACUCGAAAGUCGCUCUAACUCGAAGUUUUUUUGUGGAUUAUGGUGAUUCGAGUUAGGGAAGUUUAACUGUAUGUAUAUGAAAAUACGUAGUAAAUAGUAUUAAAAAGAAAAUAAGAAAAAACGCCAAUUAAGUUGAUAUGAAUUAAUGCUUCCGAUAGAUAUUUUCUAAACAUUACAUCUAAAAUGAUCUCUAAAAUUAACAAUAAAAGCAAGUAGUUGUAAGUCAAUACGUAUUUUGAAAUAUAAUAUACAGUUUUUCGGGUGGAAGAAAGUAAAAAAUUGAUUCUUUAAUUAACUUUUUUUAUAAUUGAAGACUUCGACUUACGUCAUAACCUCAAAUUUUAUCGAUUAAAUUGUAUUAAUAAAAUUACCAAAUUUAGUAUUAAAUUAAUUUUUUGUAUAAUUUGCAUCAGAACCUCAAAUCAUAUAAAUUAAUUUUAUUAAUGAAAAUAUGAAUUUAAUUUUUGUUUUUAUUAUUUUUUGCUUGAAUUUUAUAUUUUAUUUAUUUGUUUACUUUUUUUGCGUUCUAAACUCCAUUUUAAUCAAUUAACUUGACAAUGAACUUGCCAAAUUGUUUCUUUAACUUUCAUUAUAUUUUACGAUAUGCGUUAUAACCUCAAAUUUUAUAAAUUAAUUUGUAUCAAUGGAAUUAACAAAUUUAAUAUUAUUAUUAUUUUUGUUUGAAUUUAACUUUUUUGUUUAGUUAUAUUUUAUUUUUAUAAAAAAGUUAAGGAUUGCUUUAAUUCAUAUUGACUGUAACUGUUUUCGUCUUGCUAAUUCUUAAUCCUUCUAAAUGAUAACACUGUACAACACUCGGCUUGCUAUUGGACAAAAAAAAAAUUUCGGUAGAUUGAGAUUGCAAAAUUGUAUUCUCCGAUUUUCGAAGUUAGCAUCCAAAAUCUAAAUAUUAGACUUCUAUGUUCGAAAAAAGGACUUUCAAAAAAUAUUAUUAAUUACCGGAUAUAGCAACUAAAAAUUCCCAAAUAAUGAUAUAAUCUAAUUUUCUUCUUAAUUCACUGGUAUAUAAGACCUUUUUGUCAAGCUUCUGUGACAGAUGUUAUAAGGGAUUCAGUAUUUUACGAUGUAUAUUUUUUUAUAUUUUUCGGAGAUCAAACUUUGACCCUUCCCUUUAUACAUCAUUGAAUUAGGAGGAAAAUAUAGAUUUUAUUCAUAUUUAGUAUUAUUUUGUAACUAUAUCUUGACAUUAAUUGAAUAACAAUUUAAAAAAAAAUAAUUUUCUCGAACUUCUUAUCCAAAUAUUUCGAUUUUGGAGGCUAACUUCGAAAAUGGGAGAAUACAAUUUUUUAUUUAUGACUCAAUCUAAAUUUUUUGAUCCAAUUUCCAAACCUAAAUGAUAAUUUAAUAUUUUUUAAAUGAUAAUUAAUAUAUUUACAUUCUAUGAAUUAUAUUGAAGCUUUCCAAAGAAUGAAUUUUCGAAAUUAUUAAAUUACAAUAUUUUUUAAAUUCAAUUUAUGCAUAAAUUUAAGCGUCUAAUAUGAUUUAUAGCUCAAAGUCAAUUAUCUAGUGGAUUAAACAUUUAUUUCAUAAUUACAUUUUUUGGAAUAUAACUUUCGUUUGACUUAGCAGUAAAAAAACAAAAAAAUGAUUGUCAUAAGGCUCUUAGGCUUUAAAAAUUUCAGCUGUUUCAGAUUUAUUUGCACUUAAGUAUAUUUUAGAGGCUUAUAAAAGCGGAACAUAAUUUUUUAUUAACGUUUGCCAUUUUUUUAUUUAUUUUUAUUUUAUUUUCAUUUUAUUUUUUGCUUACUUUUAUUUUAUUUUUUGUUUAUUAUUAUUUUUUUUUUAAUAUAAAAAUUAAGUUUUUUUUUUAAUAUUUGCUAUUAAUGUCUUAUAAACAGUGUGCUGAAUAUUUGGAAAUUUUGUUUAAUUUAAAAUUAUGUUUACUUAAAUUUGCGCUUUAUUUAUUAUAAAAAUGUCAUUUAAUUAAUUUUCAUUGAUUUCGCUACCAAACUGUAAGCGCUCUUAUUAAUAAAUAUAACUACAUACAUACAUAUAUACAAACUUACAAUAAAUAUAUACACUAUAAUAUUAGUAAAAAGUAUAAAAAUAUAAUAUUAGCAACAACACUACAUACAUAUAUUAGUUAGCUAUAAAUAACGUGAUGGUAGUGAUUGCCAAGUGCUUAGUGAAUUAGAACUACACCUAAUUAUAAUAAUAUUAAAAAUAAGUCUUAAGUGAGACAAAGAUGUAUACUUAAUUAGGCCUAAAGCGCUGUACUUACAACAACAAUUACUGCAUAUGUGUACAAUACAUUGUAUGUAUGUAUUCGGAGUAUUUCGCUCAAAAUAUUUAUCAUUCACCUGUAUUAUUAUAUUCUAAUAUUGUACUAAUAAUUAUGUUAAUUAAUAUUAUUAUUUUUUUAUUUCUUGAACAUAGACGUGAAUCGCUCCACGCACCUUUUCCUUUCCGUGCAAUGUAUACUCAAAGAUUGCCUCAUCAGUAUAUUGGAAUUUUACAAAUCCCUACUGAUACCCAACUACUGUGUAGAUAACUAGCGCAAAAAAACAAAACUCCACGCGUUAAACAUAAUAAUAUUAGUUGUAAGUUGUUGUUUUUUUAUUGUUUUUUUUCAUUAUUUAUACAUUUUUUAAUAUUUUUCUGAGGAGCACGGCAAAUUAAAAGCGCAUUUCUCAUUGAAUUCAUAUCAUUAAAAUAAUUUAAUCUUUUGUUCAUUUAUAUAGGGUAAAUAGGGUGCCCAAACGGCGUUGUCUUACUAAAAACGGUAGUUCUAAAUAUAACCUAUAAAUAAUUCAUUGUACGCAAUUCAUGAAAAUAAUUUUAUUUACUAAAUUUUCAUUUACAUACAAUUUUUGUAAAAAAAAAAAUUCUACAAAUUCUGCAGGCAUUGAGGAAAGAAUGCCAUUUAAAAAAAAUUUCUAUGUUAAAUGAAAUAAUUUUUUUUUGUAUUAAUAAUUUUUUUUCAAUUAAACAUUUUUUUUAAUUAAAAAUUGUUUUUUUUUUUUAAUUUUUUUUAAUUUAAAUAUUUUUAUUUAAUUUUUUUUUUAUUUAUUUUUUAAUACUAUAAAAUGUAAGCAAAAAUUAUUUUUUAUAAACUAUGUAAGCAAUAAAGAGUAGCAAUAAAACGCAAUAAACUGGCAUGUUGCGUCGGUCUUUAGCUAA